AUGGGCACGCCGCCGCCGUCCAACUUGACAUUGCCGGACCUCGGGAAAUCGUACUAUGGACAAGCGGUAUAUCUGGCUACCAUUGAAACCAUCAAAGGCUAUCCGCCCGACGGUUUCUGGGAGUAUGCGAUUGACUCCAUUGCGCUCUCCUACACCGAGUAA
Molecule: messenger RNA, 162 nt
Organism: Phanerochaete carnosa HHB-10118-sp
Lineage: Eukaryota; Fungi; Basidiomycota; Agaricomycetes; Polyporales; Phanerochaetaceae
Exons: 2
Coding region: 1-162 (53 amino acids)
Source: RefSeq, a predicted model, not a curated record